CGUGUGUUCGAGUGUUCGUAUUCGUACAUUGGAUUUUGUGAAACGAAAAUAUUACGCGCAUUGAUCGAUUUAUUUACAUAGUUCGAUUUUAUAAAAUUAAUGAUAUGUUGUGAGUUUGAUUAAAUAAUCGUAAGUGAUAAAUCAACACUCCACAAUGGCUAAGGAAAUGAUGAUAGUGUUCGUGUACGACACGCUGUGCUGCGUGUCGGAGGAGGACGACCCGGCGGACGCGGUGCUGUACUUCCACCCCGGGUGGGUGUCCGACACCCAGAGACACGCGCUCGCUGGACAGGUGGUGGGAGCGGCCCACUGCGUCAAGUCGCUGUUCUCGCAGCCAACGGCUAUCACGCUGCAGAGCGGCAAGUUCAUCAUCAGGGAAUAUGGCAGAUAUGUUCUGGCGAUAGGCAGUGACAGGAACAUACCAGACUGGGUGCUGAAGAAUCGAGCGAACCUUCUAACGUCCAUUAUCAAAGUGUAUCACGGGGACCUGGAAUCAUUAGCUGAUUCUAUGGAAGAUCAGAAAAGGCUUGCUGAGAAGCUGUAUCAGAUCUUCGAGACGUACCUCCCAGUGCUGCAGUAUGGAUGCCAUAUCUUUCAACGGGUGCCAAUGUUGAGUCUUCCGAAGAGUGCCACGUCAGUAUUCAUGGAAUCCAUGCAGAUAUUAGAGCACUGCCGAAGGAAUAGAGGCGUUUUGGGCGGAGUUAUUUUAUAUAAUAAUAAGAUAAUCGCAACACAAUUACCACCGAGUCUGACCUCAUACCUUACAGUAGUAGAUCCGUAUCGGAUAAAGUCCCCAGCAGAGAGCUUAGAGACCGACACACCUCUGCCUUUAGGGUCACAAGUAUUGGUAGUAUAUGUGGGCAGAAAGGCGUACAAUAGUUUGAAGAAACAAGCCAAUAAGUUACAGGAGUUUGCGAAAAAUGGAGAGGAAUUAGUCAACGGGUUUAAGAAGGCACAAGAAGCAGAUAGAGAUAGGGCUCGAGAAUUUCCACAGACAGGCAUGAAAAGGGACAAAUCGCUACUUUUUACAGCAGUACCUGAGGAAGAUCACACAAUGAUCUCUCCGCCGAAUAGAGAAGAAGUACCAGGAGAGAAACGGAAACCCAGUAUGCCUGAUGUAGUACCCUUUGCCAAUAAACCCAGACCGCGACCCAACAAACUGUCACUAAGCUUUAAAAACCAGAAAUCAUUAGAGGAAGACGUGAAAGAAGAUGAAAAUGUCUUCACAGGACAGACCAGUGUUUGCUCAACACCAAUGGUCGAAUACAAAAGAUUACACGGAAACAUGCUAUCCAUCUGCCAAAACCUGGAUAGCCAAGAAAAAACUGAUGUGGAACCAGACGUUCUGAAAAACAUCGAAAACUGUAAAAUAGACGAAAAACGCGACACGAAAACGAUCCUAAAUACCGACUGUGUGGCCGAACAUUUUAUUAAUAAACCCGAACCGUUGAGGAAACUAUCUAGCGUCACAGAUUUGCAUGAUACAAUACAAAAGAUAACUAAUAAAAACGGGUCGAAAAUAAAGUUAAAAACGUCCAAAGAGGAUAUAGACGCGUCACCGACGGCGCAACGUAAGAACCAGAACACAAUAACAAUAAACGACCCAUCCUUCCCAGUAUUCAGAAACGACGGCAUCGCGAUAUCCGAAUCGCUUUUCAAUCAGUAUCUCGAACAGUAUUACGCGGACAUGAAAGACAAAUCUAAGGAAGACAACAUGUUUAAUUUCAACCUCAAAUUGUGCGAGAUGGAUAAAUUCCAAGACUUCGACUCGGAGUUGGCGAAGUCCCCGCAAAGAACGCCGAAGAAAAUUGCCAAGGACUCGACUAAAACUUUGUCGAUUACGGACCAGUCGAGGCGGAAGUCUUUGUCGUUGCCUUUGAAAUCUUUGAACACGGAUUCACAGACGGAGACGGAUACGAUAAGCUUUAAGAAAAAGUUGACUGGAGUUCAGCUAACGCCGUUAAUGGAAAAACUUAGCCAUUUAGCGUUCUCGGAUAAAUCUAGCGGCUACAGCAGUCGAGUGAUGACCCCGCUCGAGUUGAGAGACAUUCUAACGCCGGGAUUGGAGAAACCAAUUAAUUUUUCAAAUAAACCAAAACCCGCGCAACGCGAGUCCGACAGUGAGAGCGAUAGCGAAGCGAGCGAAGGCGAAGCGAACGUUAGCGGGUUCGCUUCCCGCGCCGUGCGAUGUGCGCUGUUCGUUAGCGGUCUGCACAAUGUUGCUCUGUUGGAAUUACUUGAUUUGGAAGCCGCUAAUGAUGCGGAUAUUAUUAAUUCUUUGUGGGAAACAUCCCUAAACGCGUUGGGCCCCAUAGAGCAGCAAUGUGUGGAGCCCCCCGUGGCAGGGCCCGACUGUAGUGACUAUAGUUACUUGCUAUUGGACCCCGACUGGGGCACGGUUAAACGCGGGGGGCCCUGGGCAGCGGUGGAUAUAGCCACUAUGGGACUAAUACAUAAUGAAUUGGAAGAGGACCCCGAUUUGGCAGAGUUUAUGCUCAGGAGCGACGACAGCGUAGUACUAGGCGCGUCGUGCGGUCGAGCGCAAAUGUUCUACCAAGAGAGCGGCCCCCGACCCGCCGGCCCGCCGCCCCCAUCCGAUAUACUCGCCACCGCACCGUUACGGGCCCGCCGUAGAUUGCAUAGAGAUCAUUGCGCUUUGCUGAUAUAAAAUGGACCUUGUGGAGUGAAGAUAAGGUUCAGUUUGGUGUGAAAAGUUUAUGGAUAGUGUGGUGUACAGACUUUAUAUCGUAAAGUAAAGAAUUCUGCCGAGAGAGCGGCCUCUGACCUGCCGGCCCGCUGCCUUCUGAUAUACUCGCAACCGCACCGCUACGGGCCCGCCGUAGAUUGCAUAGAGAUCAUUGUGCGUUGUUAAUAUAAAAUGGACCUUAUCAUGUCUGAAUAGGGUUUAAUUAGGUGUGAAAAGUUUAUGGAUAGUGUGGUGUACAGACUUUAUAUCGAAAAGGAAAUAAUUCUAGCAAUAGAGAAUUGUUGUGGCAAAUUUAUGGAAUAUGGGGAAGUGAUAAUGUAGUGUUCUGUGAACUUUAUUGUGUUGGAAUAAAACUCUUAUUCGAUUGACACCUCGUAAGAAUUAUAACAUCUAAUUUGAUAAUAUCUAAUUUUGAACAGACAUAAUUAUAUUGAUGUUGUUCUAAAUUGAUUCGUAAUGUGUGCUAAUAGAUCUCAAAUUGGAGUGACAUCUUAAGGAAACAUCUCAUCUGUGUGCUAUUGCAAUUGAAACGGACUGAAUAAUUGGUAAUAGGUUUGUAAACGUGACCUAUUUCUAUUGGAAUAUGACUCAUGAAUUCUUUUGAUAUGACGUUUUCAAAUAUGACCCAAAUUCAUUUGAAAUCUUGACGUGACAAAAAUUCCGCGUUUUAACUACUAUAAUAUAUGUAUCAUUGUGUUAUAAUGUUUUCUGAAAUUAUAUUUUCAUGCAACGAUCAUGAUAAUUGCGUGGUGCAAAUGUAAUCUGAACCUCAUCUCGUGGUUUAUAUGUAAAGUUAGACGAGAGUAACCAUCUACGUGUGUUUCAUGUGAAUUGACCCUUAUUUCAAUGUUAUAAGAAGUAAACAUUGGAGUAAACUAUAUGUCAAAGUAAACUGGGACAAAGCGUGUGUCAAGUUUUGCAAUUAUAAUUUUUUUCAUUUCAUUAACUACCUAAAUACUCUUGUCAUGCUAAAAUGCACCUUAUUGCAAAUUUUUAACGCUGAUAUUUGCUCCAUAACCAGUGAUAACCAGUAAAAAACCAUAAAGUACCAGUAAGUAACCAUAAAAACGUAGUUAUUACAUAAAUUAAGACUUGAGAUGACGUCAAUUGAAACUAACUUAAAUAAGAAGAUUCUUCCAAAAGAUUAUUUCUAAUAGAACUUCAACAUACUUUAAAGAAAAUGCAAAGGCGCAUUUAAUACUCUGACCCUAUUAUUACUUAAACUAUACAUAUACCUAUGCAAAGUUAUAAACACUUAGAAAUCAUCCUAACAAAACAUUCCUAAUAUUAUGGAUCUCAUGUUUUAUGACUUGUUUAUGAAUAACCUUUGCAUAUUUUCUAUUUUUAAUCGAUCGAUUUGAAUGAAGAAUAAUUUAAAUUUUAACAAUAAUUUAAUGCAGGAUAGAACUUGUGUUGAACUAAAAUUAGGUCCUUUUUCUUUUGGAGAGAAGAGCUAAAUUAUUUAGCAUUUGGAUACAUUUAUCCAAAAUAAACAUUGUUCAGUUAUGUACUAGACAUACUAUUAUGUUUUGAAUACUUUUAUGUGUUUCUAAAUUUCUAAUACACUUUUCUACAUUUUAUCAUUCCAAAAAUUGUAUUUAUUCAGACAGAGCCUAUACAUGGCAGCACUUAUCUU
Molecule: messenger RNA, 4343 nt
Organism: Colias croceus (clouded yellow)
Lineage: Eukaryota; Metazoa; Arthropoda; Insecta; Lepidoptera; Pieridae
Gene: HPS4
Exons: 10
Coding region: 155-2668 (837 amino acids)
Biological process (GO): vesicle-mediated transport
Source: RefSeq, a predicted model, not a curated record